Dothidotthia symphoricarpi CBS 119687 is the source of this 2520-nucleotide messenger RNA. Its product is annotated as actin-like ATPase domain-containing protein. NCBI's taxonomy places the organism in Eukaryota, Fungi, Ascomycota, Dothideomycetes, Pleosporales, Dothidotthiaceae. The transcript has 5 exons. Gene Ontology annotation, molecular function: ATP-dependent protein folding chaperone; ATP binding. The coding region runs from base 227 to 2440 and encodes 737 amino acids. The record is from RefSeq and is a predicted model, not a curated record.
AGAGCGUGGCCACUACGCCCUGCCCAGGCACACGGACGAGGCGUUGGCGGCGAUCUUGUGCAGUGCAUGCACAGGCGUGAAUUUCUCAGCCCGUGUGUAGUGGCAGGGGACUGCGCCUCGAGUGCUGGCUGAGGCGGUGGCUGCCCAGGUCUGCGACCGUCAGCCGCGUAGCUCCCCGAUAUCCUUGACACACCCCGCCUGUGUCCCCAGCCCUCUCCCUCGCUCCAUGACUUCCAUGAACGCGAGGUUCAAGAACCUGGUUGGUUCUUCGAAGCGCAAGAGCUCUUCGCACACGCCGACGCAGGCUUCGCAGGGCACCUCGACUCCCACGGGCUCGCAGCGCCCAACCUCGCUCUCGCCCCAGGCCUCAAACUCCAGCAACGCCUCGCUCCCCAUGAAUCCCAACAACCCCAAUCUGGGCCGCCCGCCCUCGUACACGUACGCUCCGCCCGGCGGUCUUGCGCCGGGCCCGCCGCACCAGCAGGGCCGCCCGCAGUCGCCGCUGCCGCCCAUCAACACGGGCGCGCCGGGCUAUCCAAACCCCGGCGCCGCUCCCUACGGAGGAGGAUACGGCGCUCCCCCGCCAGCUGGCCCGCCCGGCUACCCCCCGAACCCCGCCGCCAAUCCCGCUGCUGGGGGCUAUGGAGGGGGCUACGGUGCCCCGCCGCCAGGACCGCCCGCCGCAUACAACAGGCCGCCCGUCAUCUCAGAGGCGCCGGGCGAGGGGCGCUCCAAGGCACAGCUGAUUGUGGGCAUCGACUUUGGCACCACCUUUUCGGGCGUCGCCUUCGCCUUUGCUACCAACACCGAGGCCAAGGAAGACAUCAUCACCGAAUGGCCGGGCGCGGGAAACCAGACCAAGCAAAAGAUCCCUACCGUGCUCUACUACGACCAGUACCAGAAGGUCGUCGGGUGGGGCCCUGACAUCGCCGACGCACUGGCCCCCACGGGCUACCCCAAGCCUGGCGUGCAAAAGGUCGAGUGGUUCAAGCUGCAGCUGAUGCUGUCCGGUAACACAUACAUCGACCCCAUCAACCUGCCCCCUCUCCCACCCGGCAAGUCGGAGAUCGAUGUGGCCGCCGACUACCUCUUCCACCUGCGGCAGGCCAUGCGCAACCAGCUGCAGAAGACGCUGGGCGAAGUCUUCAACCGCGAGGAGCGCAACAUCCGCUACUACCUGACCGUGCCCGCCAUCUGGAACGAUGCUGGAAAGGCUGCGACACGUGCCGCCGCUAUCCAGGCCGGCUUCCUUCGUGACGACAACGACAACAGACUGACGCUCAUCACCGAACCCGAGGCUGCGGCCAUGUUCUGCUCCAAGACGGGCCUUCUGAACCUCAAAAUCCAUGAUGCUGUGCUUAUCGUCGAUUGCGGUGGUGGUACCGUUGAUUUGAUUGCGUACGAAGUGGAAGAGGAACAGCCAUUCUCUGUUGCCGAGUGCACAGCCGGAUCCGGUGACUCGUGCGGUUCGACGGCGCUCAACCGCAAUUUCAGCAACAUUCUGCGCGCGAAGAUUAGGAAGAUGAAACUCCCAGACGGCUCCAAGACGGCGGGCAAGGUCUACGCAAAGUGCAUCAUGGACUUUGAGAACAGGAUAAAAGCAGACUUCCGCAACAACGGCCAAAAGUGGGCUGUCGAUGUCGGUAUCGAGGCUGAGUUCCCCGAGGCUGGUAUCGAGGAGGGGUAUAUGACCUUUACCAACGAGGAGAUUCUGCAGUGCUUCGAGCCCGUCGUGAACCGCAUUCUGGAGCUGGUUAGGAACCAGAUCAUUGCUAUUCAGGCGCAGAACAGAGCGCUGCAGAACGUGCUCGUGGUCGGCGGUUUCGGCGCAUCCGAAUACCUCUUCCAGCAGAUCAAACUCCACGUGCCCCCGCAAUUCCAGUCCAAAGUCGUCCGCCCCAUGGACUCAGUCGCCGCUAUCGUCAAGGGCGCCGUCACAGCAGGCAUCACCGAACGCAUCGUCACACACCGCGUCGCGCGCCGCCACUACCUCAUGGCCACGCUGCAACCCUUUAAAGAGGGCCACCACCCGGAGCAGUACCGCGUUCCUUCCCUCGACGGUAAGGAUCGCUGCAAGUACACGCGCCAGAUCUUUGUGCAAAAGGGCCAGCGCGUCAAGAUCGGCGAGCCGGUUAAAGUGUCCUUUUUCAGACAGGUUGCGCCUGGCGCGACGCUCAUGUAUGAGGAUAUCCUGUAUGUGUGUGACGAUGAUGUGUGUCCGGAGUAUACUAAGGAUCCUCGCAUCAAGGAAGUAGUAACCCUCACCUCUGACCUCUCAAGAAAGAACCUCGAAAAGGACUUUGAGCGCAUGGAUACCCCCCAGGGCACGUUUUAUCGCGUCUACUUUGACAUUUACCUCACGCUUGAUGGGUCGGAGUUUAAUGCUGAGCUGGUUUGUCAGGGCGAGGUUAUGGGGAGGUGUACGGCGAGGUUUAGAUAGGUGGGUGGAAUUGCAUGGUUGAUGGGAGAUGUUUGAUGGUUGAUGUGAGACGUGAUGUGAGGUUGUGAGGGGAUGUGAGG